GCUUUGUCAUGCCUGCCAGUCGAAGCUGAACCGCUUUUCCUCGAGGAGAGACCCGCCGACCGGCGCAACUUGCGAGUGCUGCCCGCUCAGCUGCUCACCGUGCGACUUGCGCCCAAACCUUAAAUCGUAAGCCUAUCUUAAGAUCCUUGCUCGGAAGAGCGAUGCUUUGCAUUGGAACACCUUCAUCAGCACCUGCUCCACUCGGCUCGUUGGAAGGCGCACGAUCGGGCUUUGGAGCAGAAGCUUCCAACGGUCGUCGCCUUGGUCAGUAUCGUUUCUGUGGGAGCUCUUUCUAUUCCCGAAGAACCGUGCAGCUGCUCAGUCCGACACUUCGCACGUCGGAGGACGGAAGAACAGUAGAGCCUCGAGCCGUUUGGUUUCGCCAAGCGGUCUCUAAAACAAAGCACCCAUCAAAAAAGAGUUCCGGUGCGGCAUCAAGCUAUGUUCGAGCUGAGUUCGGGAACGUGCGAUCAAGGGUAAGUGAUGGCAGUGCUCGAUGGCAAGGGAACGUCAAGAGAGACAGUGAGCCGAGGGGAACAACAGCAGCGGCGCAGAGGACACGGCGCAUACGUGUAAUUAGUUCUGCACGAGGCGGGACGCUCACGGGCAAGCUCAGCGGUGCUUCCACGGCUCGGAUAGGAAUCGUGCUUGAGCAGCCUUGCCGCCUUCGGGAGCCGUGCAACACGGACAUGUGAGAGGUGGCUGACAAACGUCACCACCCUUUCAUGGUGCUUGGUUAGGGUCUGGUGCCCGCUUUGCUCGCAGAAUUUCCUGCCGUGGGUGUUGGGGACCGCGGGCC
Ceraceosorus guamensis is the source of this 799-nucleotide messenger RNA. RefSeq lists its product as hypothetical. The record is from RefSeq and is a predicted model, not a curated record. Lineage: Eukaryota; Fungi; Basidiomycota; Exobasidiomycetes; Ceraceosorales; Ceraceosoraceae. Bases 162 to 695 code for a protein of 177 amino acids. The transcript has a single exon.